ACAUAUCCCCACGCGAUAAGCACGCCUGUGCCAUUUCAUCCAGGUGGAAAUCAGUCACCCUGGCGUUCCGAGCACUCCGCGCAGCUGGCCUCGCAAUAGGCCUGGGAGUCACCGCGCUCGCAGCCUACCAGCAGCACCAGCAAGAGAACGACAGCAGUAACAGCCAGAACAACCGCCGUGGCGGGAGGGGUAAUAUGUCCUCACGAUUCGGUGGCGGGGGCCACCUAGACGCCACGUCUGGGCGCGAGGUGGUCUUCUGCCAUGCCUGCGACCACGAGUGGUACAAGGACGAGCGUGGCGAGUCGCUGACCUGCCCGAGGUGCCACGGGGAGGCGACGGAGAUUGUCGAUCCGCAGAACGAUCCCAGGUCCAUGAACGACGCUCAACCUGGCCAAGACUCAGAUCCCGACGAAGCCGACAUAGACGACUACCAGACUGGAUUCUAUGCCCGGCGCAACGUUUUCCGCGGCCCCGAUCGCUUCCCUCCACCACCUUUCGGUCAACGCCCGCAACGAACGAAUCCUGGCGAUGGUGCGGAUAUCAUCAGGAGCUUUACGGAACUGCUGGGGGAUAUUGGUGGUCCUGGCGGUGGUGGUACUGGUGGUGGUGGGGGAUUUGGACCGCGCCCAGGACAACAAAUUGGUGGACCACGCCGCGUCACUUAUCAGAGAUUCUCGGGGCCAAACUUCACGGGUGGAAUAAGCAGCAUCACCAUUACGGCACCGGGAAGAGGUGGCAACGCACGAGAGCCGGGCUCUUUGGCUGGGGGUGAUGCCGAGUUUCAGCGAGUUUUCGGGGACAUCUUCCGCGGCCCUCCGUUAGACCACGACGGACAUGAUGAAGAGCACAUGAGAGCAAACGCCGGAGGACAGAACCGACCCCUUGAUCUGGCCACCGCCCUGAACCAGCUCUUUGCUAACCUACUCAACCCUCACGGCACCUAUGGCGACGGGGUAUACACUCAGGAAGCCCUCGACCGCAUUAUCACGAACCUCAUGGAGGCGAACCCCCAAUCCAACGCCCCAGCGCCUGCAUCCGCAGAAGCGAUAGAGUCGCUCACGAGAAAGCCGCUCGACGAGGCGACCCUGGGUCCAGAGCACACAGGCGAGUGCACGAUUUGCAUAGAGGACAUGAAGCUCGGGGAUAUGGCGACGUUCCUGCCAUGCAAGCACUGGUUCCACGAGGAGUGUGUCGUUCUGUGGCUCAAGGAGCACGCGACGUGCCCGAUCUGCCGAGCCGCUAUUGACGGUGAGGCUGCUGGCCGGCCGCAACAGCAAGCGACAUCUUCGUCUGCACAAAGUGCCGCCAGUCCUUCGCACACUCAGCACCCACAGCAGCCAUCACAGCCUCAACAGUCAUUCGCGCCCUCGGUGCCGCCGGACUGGACGCGGCCGACGUGGUCGCAGACAACAAGCUUUGGUAACGCCAGCGGUUUUGGCGCCAGUGACAACAUGUACGGCUCCCCAUCCGAGCGUCGUCGGGCUUAUCUGCGAGAACAUGGAUCUGCGCGGUUAGAUGCUCUGAGAGAUGCGGGCCAACGAGACCGCGAGCAGGAGCGAUUGGACCGGCCGUCGGCAUCUAGAGCUGCCAGUGGCAGCAGCAAUAACAAUUAUGGAGAUAAUGGUGACGGCAGUAGUAGCACCGGGGGCGGCGGCGGCGGUCCGCUCAGUUGGCUUCGCGAUCAAUUCCGAGACAGACGGUCUUAAAAAGAGAUAUGCGGGCGAUUCGUUUGGUUUCAAGGUACCUACUUCUUGGUGCUGUCGUGU
Molecule: messenger RNA, 1766 nt
Organism: Microdochium trichocladiopsis
Lineage: Eukaryota; Fungi; Ascomycota; Sordariomycetes; Xylariales; Microdochiaceae
Exons: 2
Coding region: 195-1706 (503 amino acids)
Source: RefSeq, a predicted model, not a curated record